Lathyrus sativus (Indian pea) is the source of this 579-nucleotide messenger RNA. The record is from the annotation of a GenBank genome assembly. NCBI's taxonomy places the organism in Eukaryota, Viridiplantae, Streptophyta, Magnoliopsida, Fabales, Fabaceae.
AUGUCGGAAGAUCAGAAUCAGCAUAAAAUAUUAAGUACUUUGGUCAAUGAUGAGAAGAAAAUCAUUCGUAGGGAAAUUGAAAAACAAAGGAGGAUGCAAAUGUCUAUUCUAUGCUCAUCACUCAGUUCUUCACUUCCUUUUCAUCUCAUCAAGGGAAAGCGUUCAGUAUCAGAUCACAUAGGUGAGGCUGCAAAUUAUGUCCAAAUUUUGAAGGAAAAGGUUAAUGAACUUGAAAAGAAGAGGGAUAAGCUCAAAGAAAUUAUUAGUUCAAGUAUGAUUGAAACUGGAAAUAUUGAACUAUCAGCAGAUCCUUCAAAUUUGGUGAAGUGUGUAAACAUUAAUCUAAUUCCAGAUGGGGUGGAAAUUGUUGUAUCCAGUGGUUUCGAGGAUCGCAGUUCGCAUUUAUCAGAAAUAAUGAAGAUAAUACUUGAAGAAGGAUGUGAUGUUGUUCACUGUGUUACCAACCAAGUUAAUGGGAAGGUAUUUCAUACUAUUAAGUCUCAGGUGGAAGACAUGGCACACCUUGAUCUUGCUAGGCUUCAAAAGAAACUCGAUUAUGCAAUCUUAUUGUCAAGGUAG